GAGAGGGGCAUUUUGGACUCCGACACCAGCAACGGCCUCCUCUCUCGUCCAGCGACGUUGCCAGCGUGCGUGCCUGGGCCGGGCUGUUACGACGACGGAAGAAAGAAAAAAAACCUCAAACGCGCUGAUUGCCAGCAGGUGACGCGGCGCAUCCGAUCCAGCGUUUCCCCGACCGAGGACUUCGGCAUCUCGCACCGCACCAUUGAAACUCGCGGGCGCCACCUCGUCCGCAACUCCCGCCAGGCCAUCAUCGACAGGUGCCGUAAGCCAGCCUUGCCUUAGUUUCCCCGCCUCUGGGUCCGGCACCUUGCUUGGUUCCAUCCAGGUUGUCUCCCGUUCCGUCGCUUCGGCACAGCACUACAACGUACCUUACCUACUGCUGUGCAGUACUGCCCCCCCUCGCAAACGCUCCUCGCCUGGCGUGCUCUUGAGCCCACGACGCACCCGACACUUGCUCCCGCCGCGCCGGACACGACAGGCCGCUCCCGCACCCGAACACCCCUCCGUCCUGCCCGACCUCAGCCUUACCGCCGGGGUUGCUGCAUCCCAUCGUGGUGUAUCUGCACCCUCGCCCCCGAUUGUAUGCAAGUCACCGGAGCGUGAACCAAACAUUCUUGGCGCUUGCGCCGUGUCGUCCCGUGUCUCGCCUCCCGUCCGCCUCGACUCUGGGCCCCGGCGUGCCCCGUCAAACCCCCAACCCACCCGGCCCCAGAGGGAGCCGCCACUACGUGACCAGGCCGAGCCCUGGAUAUCGGACGGCGCCUGGUCGGCGUUGCAUAGGUAGGUAGUAUAAGAAAUGUCGUCAGAGUCGUCGGCGCCCGCGCAGGGCCCGGAACCCGGCCCGGCGCCGAUGGUCCAACCUCCGCAGCAACCUCAUCACCUCGCGCAGCAACACUCAUCGCAGCAGCUGUCGCUCCAGUACCAGCCAGACCUGGCUGCCAUGAAGCUGACCCGUGGCACGAGUUGUGUGCUCUGCCAACAGCGCAAGGUCCGCUGCGACAAGAACAAGCCGUGCGCAAACUGCGUCAAGGCCGGCGUUGAGUGCAAAGUCGUUCCGCCCGCUCCGCCGCGCCGGCGCAAGAAGCGCCUCCAGGAGAAGGAUCUCAUUGACCGGCUCAAGAAGUACGAGGCCUUGUUGAGUGAGCACGGGGUCAAGUUUGAUGCCAUUGGCCAGGAUCUGCGGAGCGACGGGCCGCAGAUAGACGACGUUGAAGAUCUGGAGAAUGAUUUCGAGGGUCUCAAGACGUCGCCAGAAGCCAGUGCGUCCCCUUCGGCGACGCCCAACCAUGAAAAGACGGCAGGUGCUUGGUUCUCUCUCCACAAAGAAUUUCGAGCAAGUGAGCAGAUCCUCCACGACUCCUCGGAUGAUGAGGCACCUGGAGUUCAAGGGUCGACCAUCCACCGCGCCUUUGACCAGAUGUUCAGCGACUCAGAUGGCUUUCCCUUCAUUAAUCCCACCAGGAAAGAAUCUGUCACCGACGACCAUCCUUCCCCCAUACAGAUUUUCCAGCUGUGGCAGAUAUAUAUUGACAACAUCAACCCAUUACUCAAGAUCACUCAUGUGCCCACGGUUCAGGGCCAAAUCAUAGAGGCCACCUCGCGACUGGACAAGGCGCCCAAAAACAUUGAAUGCCUCAUGUUUGCCAUCUAUGUCAUGGCCAUCACGUCACUUGAGGAAAGCGAGGUUCAGAAAAUGUUCGGCGAGUCGAAAAAAGAUAUCCUCGGCCGCUACUUCUCGGCGCUUCAACAAGCGCUACUGAAUGCGGGCUUCCUGCGGAACCACGAUUUUUACUCUCUUCAAGCAUACGUCCUAUACCUGUUUGCCGUGAGGUGGUUCGUAGACCCUCGCCAGGUCUUCUGCUUACUUGGCAUAGCUGUCCGCAUUGCGCAGCGCAUGGGUCUUCACCGGGACCCUGGGGGCAUUGGCCUGCCCCCGUUCGAAGUCGAGCAGCGUCGGCGACUUUGGUGGACCAUUGUAGGAUACGAUCGGCGGAUAGGGGAAAUGACCGGAUCGACCGUCACGGCCUUAUCUACCGGCGGCGACUGCAAGAUGCCGCUCAACGUCAACGACUCUGACCUGCACGUUGAGGGCAAGGAGAUGCCUGCGCCGCAUAGUGGGCCGACCGAGAUGCUGUUCGCCCUCACUCGGAAUGAAAUCGCCAUGGCGGUCGCCAGCAAUAGCAACCGGGACAGCUACAAGAUGCACAAUCCCGACAAAGGGAGCCCGUCGUCGUCGCAAGGAAGCGGUUCUAAGCCACAGCCAGCCACCAUCCGAAUCAUCGGCCAAGACUCACCGGCGUACAGUCUGGAUGGCUUCUGCGCCCACAUGGAGGGAACCUAUCUCUCUCAAUGCGACCCCAAGAUUCCUCUGCACUUUUUCACCUUGACAAUGACACGGCAAAGUCUUUGCAAGAUGCGGGUCAUCAGUUUCCUGGUUCGCAUGCACAAUGCGGAGGCGAUGCCCAUCAAGGACAUUGAGCGUGACUCCCUGUUUCUUCAAGCCACGCAAAUGAUUGAGUACGACAACGUCGUUCAGUCAUCAGAAAGUUUGAAGCCAUUCAGGUGGUUUUCCAUGCACCACUUUCCCUUCCCGGCCUACAUGUUUCUCGUUCAAGAGCUUCGCCAUCGCGUGAGCGGCCCUAUGAUAGAGCGGGCGUGGGAAGCGAUUGGCACCAACCACGAUCUUAGGGGUCUAAUGAACAAUCUGCACAGCCCCAUGCACUCAGCGUUUGGGAACUUGUUCUGCAAGGCUUGGGAUGCGCAUGAGACAUCGCAGCGACAAAAUGGGAAACCGGCGCAGCCGCCCCGAUUCAUCACCGUCCUGCGCGAACGCAUAGAGAAGAAACGACGGGCCCGUGUGGAUAACGACAAGGACCCGAGCCUACAGCAGGCACCUAUUGCCUUUCCGCGUUCCCGGGACACCGACCAUUCCACCCCCAACAGCGCCACUAGCAACCCAGCCAUGAUGACUCCCCCGUCGGUGGACCAGUCCAUGUCAGGCACUGGUCCUCUUCCGCCGCUACCGCCCGGCUCUGCGCAGGUACACGACACGAAUGACAUGGACUGGUCAUAUCUCGUGGCCGGAUACCAAGACAUGGGGACGUUGCAGGGAUACAACAACUUUGCCGGAUUUGGGAAUAUGGGAGGGGCCAUGGGUGGGAUGCCGCCUCCCGGCGGGGGCAACAACAUGUACGGUGGGUAAUCACCAUGCCGGCAUAUAAGGCAGGGGGGAAGCAACGAGACUUAUAUAGGUUGCAUUUUCAGAUGCUGGCGCCGGGUCUGUUCUUUUGGAUACCACCACAAUGAGCGGCGAGAGGACGGUACGGCAUUGAUGGAGUCUUGGAAUCACGUGUACCAUCAUCACUGGCUCAGGCCAUUCUUCAACAAUCAAAGUCUGCAAAAUUCUCAUCUCUGUUGUG
This is a messenger RNA of Purpureocillium takamizusanense, 3419 nucleotides long. RefSeq lists its product as uncharacterized. NCBI's taxonomy places the organism in Eukaryota, Fungi, Ascomycota, Sordariomycetes, Hypocreales, Ophiocordycipitaceae. Gene Ontology annotation, molecular function: zinc ion binding; DNA binding; DNA-binding transcription factor activity, RNA polymerase II-specific. Gene Ontology annotation, biological process: regulation of DNA-templated transcription; DNA-templated transcription. The record is from RefSeq and is a predicted model, not a curated record. Bases 797 to 3202 code for a protein of 801 amino acids. The transcript is spliced from 4 exons.